Fusarium redolens is the source of this 537-nucleotide messenger RNA. RefSeq lists its product as uncharacterized. The coding region runs from base 1 to 537 and encodes 178 amino acids. Lineage: Eukaryota; Fungi; Ascomycota; Sordariomycetes; Hypocreales; Nectriaceae. The transcript has a single exon. The record is from RefSeq and is a predicted model, not a curated record.
AUGCCAACCACUGCUACUCCGUCCCGUCGCCAUAUCAUGCUCUCCCCUCCUCCGAUGAGUCCAAGCCGCGCCGCCACAGACUACGCUCACCAGCCGACGCUCCGAUAUCUCAACAACAGAGAUCCCGCCACGAUAGAGAGCCCCGAGUUGAACAAACUUCUCACAGAGUGGGAGGAAGCGCGCAAUUAUUUCCAAGCAUUGCCCCACCAAACUGUAGACGCUCAGGCGGACAUAGACCAGUCUCCCUCUUCUAUCAGCACGGGAGACUCUCAAGAUAUACUUAUUAAUCAUCGUCCCAAAUCAUUAACUGCUCUUUAUAAGUUAUCGGAUUCUGUUAAUAUGUCUACAGCACCAACGCCCAAAGACCACCAGUCCUUUGAUCUAUCUCCAGCCCCAGCAGUCAGUGAGAUCUCAAUUUCUCACAUCACCGAGCGCUUGAGCGGAGUGCUUUCUACCGCACCAGAGUCUCUGACAUCCUUAGUACCAGGAACAGAUCAGAGAGUUCAUCCUGGGCCAGACAUUGCGGCAUCUGCAUAG